AAUGGGCUGAGGAAGCCCCUGCAGCUGUAUCAUGUCUAAAAAUCGUAUACCGGGGCCGACUCCUGGAUGAUGACACCACACUUGAAUCAAAUAAAAUCCCACGCGGACAGUCCACUGUUGUACAUUUAGCUAUUAAAAAUAUUCACAAGAUACGGCACCAAAGUGUCAAUGUACAAUACUGUGAUCCGAUAAACGACAUGAACCUUUUACAUUUUAGUGAUUCGCUUCCUAUUAUCG
Acaulospora morrowiae is the source of this 237-nucleotide messenger RNA. The record is from the annotation of a GenBank genome assembly. NCBI's taxonomy places the organism in Eukaryota, Fungi, Glomeromycota, Glomeromycetes, Diversisporales, Acaulosporaceae.